Messenger RNA from Arachis ipaensis, 1769 nucleotides. RefSeq names its product Eukaryotic aspartyl protease family protein. NCBI's taxonomy places the organism in Eukaryota, Viridiplantae, Streptophyta, Magnoliopsida, Fabales, Fabaceae. Gene Ontology annotation, biological process: proteolysis. Gene Ontology annotation, molecular function: aspartic-type endopeptidase activity. The record is from RefSeq and is a predicted model, not a curated record. Gene Ontology annotation, cellular component: extracellular region.
CCAUGCCUCUGUUACCACUCUUCAAGAUGCUUCUCUUCUUCCCCUUCUUCAUCACCAUCAUAUCUGCUGCAAAACUCACCACCACAAACUCAUCCUUCUCAAUGUCAUUCCCACUAACCACACAUUCUCUCUCCACAAACGCAACGGCAAAGAUGCUAUCUUCCUCUCUCAUGCUCUCCUCGAGGAACACCAAGGCUCCUUCUUCUUCUUCUUCUUCUUCCUAUAACUUGAGGUCCACAUUCAAAUACUCCAAUGUACUCAUAGUGACUCUACCCAUUGGUACACCCCCACAGGCACAACAAAUGAUUCUCGACACCGGAAGCCAACUCUCUUGGAUUCAGUGUCACAAUAAGAAAGCCGUUAAGCCACCACCGCCUCCUCCAACCCCCUCCUUUGACCCUUCUCUCUCUUCAACCUUCUCCGUACUACCCUGCACCCACCCUCUCUGCAAGCCUCAAAUUCCCGAUUUUACCCUCCCAACCUCCUGCGACCAGAACCGCCUCUGCCACUAUUCUUAUUUCUACGCUGAUGGAAGCUAUGCCGAGGGCAAUCUCGUCCGCGAGAAACUAACCUUCGCACCUGCCCACUCUACCCCUCCCCUCAUCCUUGGCUGCGCAACUUACUCCAGCGACGCCAGGGGCAUUUUAGGAAUUAAUCGCGGAAGAUUGUCCUUCUCAUCCCAGGCCAAAAUCAACAAAUUCUCUUAUUGCGUUCCGCCAAGGCAGGUUCAACCCGGACCCGCUCCAACCGGGUCUUUCUACCUUGGUAACAACCCGCACUCCACCGGGUUCAAGUAUAUCCCUAUGUUGACUUUUUCACAGAGUCAACGCAUGCCGAAUCUUGACCCCUUGGCCUACACUGUCGCCAUGAACGGUAUCCGGAUAGGCGGGAAAAGACUGAACAUUUCGCCGGCAGUUUUCCGACCCGACGCUGGAGGGUCGGGUCAGACUAUGGUGGACUCUGGAUCCGAGUUCACGUACCUGGUUAGUGAAGCCUAUGACAAGGUACGGGAGGAAGUGGUUAGAAUCGUGGGGCCCAGGAUGAAGAAGGAGUACGUGUACGGUGGAAUGGCCGACAUGUGUUUUGACGGUCGAGAUGCUGGAGUUGAGAUCGGACGGCUGAUAGGGGAGAUGGUUUUUGAAUUUGAGAAGGGUGUGGAGAUUGUAGUUCCCAAGGAGAGGGUGCUUGCUGACGUGGGCGGCGGGGUCCACUGCAUAGGGAUUGGGAGUUCCGAUAAAUUGGGUGCGGCAAGUAACAUAAUAGGGAACUUCCAUCAACAGAAUCUGUGGGUGGAGUUUGAUCUCACCAAUCGCAGAGUGGGCUUCGGUGGUGCUGAUUGUAGCAGAUUGGGUUAAGUAGCAGUGAGUGUGUGCGUGUUCGUGUGUCUGACCGUUGAUCAUCAGAGCGAUGAUGUGAAUCGGACGGUGGAAGAGUGAAGUUGAAAAGGAGAUAUGUUGUGUUCCAGCAUGACGUGACAAGGUCAAUUUGAUUUGGGACCACGCGCUCUUGCAUGGACCUUGCAUGCGUCAAAAGCCAUAACUAAAUUAGUAGUAAUCACGUACACUAUAAUAUCAAGUUAUCAACGAGAGAUGUAAAUAUGAGGAUUAGGUUUAUGUAGAUUAUUCCUGUUAUAUAUUAUUUAUUAUUAUUAAUAUAUGACCCGAUGCCUUUGUUUAUUUGAAAAAACAAAAAAUAUUCAGUGUUUGCGAAUGUCAUCCUUAGCUUUACCCUUCAUAUGUAUACUUUGUGCAAAUAUUAUGUAUUAAUUA